Pisolithus orientalis is the source of this 840-nucleotide messenger RNA. RefSeq lists its product as uncharacterized. The transcript is spliced from 5 exons. NCBI's taxonomy places the organism in Eukaryota, Fungi, Basidiomycota, Agaricomycetes, Boletales, Pisolithaceae. The coding region runs from base 1 to 522 and encodes 173 amino acids. The record is from RefSeq and is a predicted model, not a curated record.
AUGUCACGUGGUGUCACGCGAUAUGUCGGGGUCUUGCCGACUGGUUGUAAACAGCCUUCAUUUUGGAAACAGCUCGACGAGCUUCGGUCAGACUUCUCUAAGAUGGAGGAUGAGACCAAUAAGCUGAGAGAGCGGAUCGAGUACAUUACCUCGUCAUUGGUGCCACUACACCGUCGCAUCUUGCUCGACCUUGCACUGGACAAAGUUAUCAGCCUUGUUGCUGGGACAGAAAAGAUGCUGGGGUGGCGGUCAAGGCAUAAAGCAAUAAAGCACACAUGCCAGAGUCUGGGGGGACACGGCGCUCUUCAAGCUCGUCGCAUGAGGUAUACUCCAUCCAAGGAGGCCCUUGACUUCCUUUUCACCCAUCAUGAUGUCUUCCGGAGAUGUAACAAUGCGGUACAUGUUCCCACUGUGGAUGUGGGUGAAAUGAGGGAGGGACUGUUGGAUUUUCCUGCUGACGAGAGGACCAGACGUGCACUUGGGAGCCUCUUUGCAUUCACGUUCGAGGAACCCUACAUGUAGCAUUGCUAAUUAACCCUGUCCUCGCCCCGCAGCACACCAGAUGGAUGAUGCAACAGUUGCGAUAUGUUUCCCAUCAUUUCUGUGCAUCCUUAAUUCGUGAGUUGUACAUUGCUGAAUGCAUGAAACAGUCGUGUCUUGUUCGUCAGUGACCGUGUGCGUGUAUCUAUAGCAAGGCUCAACCGCAGCGGCAACGACUUGACUCAUAUUUCGGUAAACAGUGGAUCUGGUGCCAGCUACACGACUUCGGAGGGAAUCAGGGUACGGAGGGCAUCUUCGCCAACGUCACCGCUGCCCCCAUCGAGGCUACGAUGUACUACU